AUGGACUAUUUACAAUUUCAAUCUGAACCUUCUGGUAAACAUAAGGGGAAAAAACAUAUAAUAAUAGUAGGUGCAGGUAUAAUUGGAGUUUGUACUGCUUAUUUUUUAACAAAACAUCCAAAAUUUGAUUCAUCAAAAUAUCAUAUAACAAUAAUAGAAAGUAAAAGAGUUGCAGGAGGAGCAAGUGGUAAAGCAGGUGGAUUAUUAGCAUUAUGGGCAUUUCCUGAACAAAUUGUUUCAUUAUCUUUUAAUUUACAUCAAAAAUUAGCAAAUGAAUAUAAUGGUGAAGAAGAAUGGGGAUAUCGUAGAUUAACUACUGUAUCUUUAGAAGGAGAUAUUUCUAAAAUAAAAUCUGAAUCAACUCAACCUAAAAAGCAAAGAAAUACAAGAUCAUCAUCUGUAGUACUGUUACAACAACAACAACAAGAACCUGCAAAAAAAUUACCAUCAAGUUUAAAUUGGAUAAGUUCGGAUGUUAUAACUAAUUGUUCAACUUUAGGAGGAAGUGAUACAACAGCACAAGUUCAUCCUUAUAAAUUUACAAAUUUUAUAUUAAGAAAAGCAGUAGAGAGUGGAGCAAUAGAAUUAAUAUUGGGGAAAGUUGAAGAAAUUACAUAUUCAGAAGAAACUGGUACUGCUACAGGAGUUAAAUAUCAACCAACAUCAAUAAAAGAUGGAGAUAAAUAUGAUGAACAAAUUGAAUUAAAAGCUGAUCAAACAGUACUAACUGUGGGACCAUGGACUUCCAAAAUAUUACCAGAUUGUCCAAUUUCAGGUCUACGUGCACAUUCAAUAACUAUAGCUCCUUUUAAAGAUCAACCAGUUAGUCCUUACGCGAUUUUCACAGAAUUUAAAGUUGGUCCCAAUUCAUAUAUAUCACCAGAAAUUUAUGCAAGACAAGAUGAAGUUUAUGUAUGUGGAGAAGGAGAUUCUGCAGUUGAUGUACCAGAAACUACAGAUGAUGUUGAAGUUGUUCGAUCUAAAUGUGAUGAAUUAUAUAAACAAGUUAGUAAAAUAUCUCCUAAUUUGGCAAAAGGUCAUAUAUUAAGACGUCAAGCUUGUUAUUUACCAGUUUUGGAUGUACCUUCAUCAAGUGGACCAUUAAUUGGUGAAACAAAUGUACAGGAAAAAUAA
Messenger RNA from Lodderomyces jiufengensis, 1134 nucleotides. RefSeq lists its product as uncharacterized. Lineage: Eukaryota; Fungi; Ascomycota; Pichiomycetes; Serinales; Debaryomycetaceae. The coding region runs from base 1 to 1134 and encodes 377 amino acids. The record is from RefSeq and is a predicted model, not a curated record. Gene Ontology annotation, cellular component: cytoplasm; late endosome. The transcript is spliced from 2 exons. Gene Ontology annotation, molecular function: oxidoreductase activity. Gene Ontology annotation, biological process: retrograde transport, endosome to Golgi.